Messenger RNA from Lindgomyces ingoldianus, 311 nucleotides. RefSeq lists its product as uncharacterized. Bases 118 to 276 code for a protein of 52 amino acids. Lineage: Eukaryota; Fungi; Ascomycota; Dothideomycetes; Pleosporales; Lindgomycetaceae. The transcript has a single exon. The record is from RefSeq and is a predicted model, not a curated record.
GUCACUUGAGGCGUUAUGUCCCCGACAACAUUCAACUAGCAUCUGGUCGAUACACAUCCCACUCUCGGAACUUGGGGAGCGUUUGCUGGGUAAGCUUUUUUGGCCGUUAGUGUGAAUAUGGGUUGGGCUAUUUUUGAUUUUGGUCGGUAUCGGGCGUGUGGGCAGUCUAAUCUUUUCUCUCUUUUGCGUGUUUCUUGCUUUUCGACUCACUGUCUGCUUUUUCUUGCGGUUCUGUCAUCUCUGCUUCGGCGGUAUUAUUAUGACUGUAUGACAUAAAUGAGAGCGUAGUCUUAAUCGUUCGAUCAAACCCA